AUGAAUUGCGUCAAGUCUGUUAGGUUUGCGGUGGUGGUGAUCAACGACAAACCCGACAGAUACUUCUCCCUUCUCGGGGCAUUCGACAGGGAGAUCCCAUAUCACCCGCCUGGUGGACAUCUCCUGUCGCACCUCCUCUUUGCCGACGACACAUUACUUUUUCUGAAGGCUAAUGUACAUAAUUGCCACAACAUCACAAGAAUCCUUCAUGACUUCUACCAUGCUUCUGGUCAACAAGUGAGCUUGGAGAAGUCAAGUGUCUACUUCAGCUCUAACACUUCUGACCUAAUUCCUUCAUCCCUCAGCGGUAUCCUUCACAUGCCAAUUGUAACUGAUCCUGGGAAAUAUCUGGGCCUCCCAACUAUUUGGGGGCAGGCAAAGAAGGAUGCCCUUGGGUUCGUCAAAGACAAAAUCCAGCUGAAGGCUGCCCGGGAGACUCUUAUCAAAGUCGUCGCCCUUGCUGUGCCAACUUACCUGAUGAACAUUUUUCUCUUCCCAAACUCACUGUGCAAGGAAAUCAACUCUAUCCUUGCUAAUUUCUAG
Molecule: messenger RNA, 543 nt
Organism: Prunus armeniaca (apricot)
Lineage: Eukaryota; Viridiplantae; Streptophyta; Magnoliopsida; Rosales; Rosaceae
Source: the annotation of a GenBank genome assembly